Messenger RNA from Lactuca virosa, 3316 nucleotides. The record is from the annotation of a GenBank genome assembly. NCBI's taxonomy places the organism in Eukaryota, Viridiplantae, Streptophyta, Magnoliopsida, Asterales, Asteraceae.
AUGGCAGGUCCACACCCAAGUCACACAAGUCAGGUUUAUACUCACACACUGGCGGCUGCCUCGCCGGACUCUUCUGAUUUCCGACGUGCACUCUGCCCGCUGCCGCUCUCCGCCUCUCCUUCUCCGGCUCUUCAUAUUCAUCUCUCGGAUAUUCUUACAAAUCUUGGAAUUCAAAGUGCAGUCCUCCCUCCCUCAAAUCAAUCACCAAAAACUUGCAUGAAGAUCAACAAAAUGAUCACAUCAAACCCAAUAUCUUUCUUCAUCCUACUGGCAAUAACCAGCCUGCUGCUUCCUACCUUGAUAAUCCCAUUUUGGGUUUUAAAAAUCAAAGCAAUUGAAAAGGAAGUCGAUCUGAUCACCAAGAAAUCUCAUGAAGAAACAUGGUCUGUCAUACAACAUGCAGCAACGACAUUGCUUCCAAUGAAAUCAUCAGCAACCAAUUUAGCUAAACUUGCAACCGUUUCUCUGAGUAAAACAGACCUCUCAUUCUCUCACAUAGAAUCUCAACUGUCUCCUUUGCUGUUUCAAGCACUGUUAACGAUCCCACAUCUGUCACAAAUUUCUUAUAUCACACAAGAUGGCUUGCUCUUUGCAUUAUACUCCAACAACCACCAGCAGAUAUUUUCUAUAUAUUCUAACACUUCGUUUUCUAAGCCCACAAAUUCUAGAAAGGGUUAUUCAUGGUACACUCAGCCUGUUGAUUCGGAUACAGGGAAGUUGUAUGGGGAUGCAGUUGUGUUUCCAUCUCAAGUUUUGGUUAAUGAAACGUGGUUACAACAAGCUUUCAACUCUACAAAUGGAUGUGCUUCAUUAGGGAAGUCAUUGAACGAUGUCAAUAAUUUGCUUGUCUUGAAUACAGCUGGUGUGGAUAAAAAUGGAGUCAUCUCACUUGGGUUUCACCUCAAAUCGUUAAUGAAUGUGUUCUCUGGCAUUAAACCUUCUGGUGGAGGUUUGUACUUGGCUACAAAAGAUGGUAAUGGUCUAAGAGAAGUGGAUGGGAAUAAGACAAUAUCUUUUCAGCUAUGGAAUGGGAAUUCACAGAUUUUGAAGAUUUCAGGAACAAAAUAUAUCUUGUACUCUUCCUCCCUUGACAUCAUGGGAAUGGAAUCGGUAUAUGUUUUGGCAUUACCAUAUGAUGGUGGAGCGGAAAGCAGGAUGCAUAAGAAUAUAUUAAUUGUUUUGUUGCUUCUUUCACUGCUGUUUGUGACUGUUUGUAUCUCCAUUUUCAGUUUCGUGGUGUUAACAGUGAGAGCAGCAAGAAAAGAGAUGUGCCUAACAGCUGCUCUUAUAAAACAGAAGGGAGCAACACAGCAAGCAGAAAGAAAGAGCAUGAAUCAGAGUCUUGCAUUUGUUACAGCCAGCCAUGAUAUUCGUGCUUCAUUAGCAGGCAUUGCUGGAUUGUUAGAGAUGUCCAUCAACGAGGUCGAUCAAGAAUCAGAAUUAGCUAAAAACCUGAAACUUGUGCAGAUUUGUUCAGGAGAUCUUUAUGGUAUACUCAACUCUAUUCUUGAUACAAGUAAAAUAGAAGCUGGGAAGAUGGAGCUGGAAGAAAAAGAGUUCGACUUGACAAAAGUAGUUGAGGGUGUGGUUGACUUGUUCUAUCCUGUUGGUCUGAAAAAGGGAGUGGAUGUGAUUUUGGAUCUCCAAGUCACCAAAUUUUCUCAAGUCAAAGGGGAUGAAGGCAGGCUUAAACAGAUAUUGUCAAACUUACUCAGCAAUGCUAUCAAAUUUACUUCAGAGGGCAAUGUGUAUGUUCGUGCUUGGGCCAGGAAGCGUAGAUUGCAGAAUUCAAGACUCGCACAUGAUGGAGAAUCUACAGGAUGCUGCUUGUUGUUCAGAACCACCGAAGCGAUAGAUGAAGUCCAUCACCAUCACCAUCACCAUGAUGAUCCUAAUUCCAUGGAAUUCGUAUUUGAAGUAAACGAUACUGGAAAGGGUAUUCCCAAAGAGAAACAAGCGUCUAUCUUUGAAAACUACGUUCAGGUCAAAGAAACGGAAACGGAAACGGCUCCUAAAAUUGAAGGCACUGGCUUAGGCCUUGGAAUCGUCCAGUCUCUGGUACGAUUGAUGGGCGGAGAGAUAAGCAUAGUUGACAAGGAAGUGGGCGCAAAGGGCACAUGCUUCAGGUUCAAUGUUGUGUUCAAGGUUUGUGUAUCUGAUCUCAGUGAAGACGACAAGACUGUGAAAAGCUCUCCUCUUAAACAAGGCUAUAAUUCUUCUAUAGUUGUUCUCUUCAUUAGCAGUGAUGAAAGGCGUAAGAUGGCACAAAAAUUUAUAGCAGCGCAAGGAAUUAAAGUUUUAGCAGUGAAAAACAUAGGCCAACUUUCAGAAAGUCUCCGGGAGUUCAGACGACAAGAAGAGGAACAAAACAGAUCAUCAUCUGAUUUAAGUUUCAGUUUUGGGUACCUGAACUGGCCUACACUCACAUCAAAUGGAGUUGAAGCCCGAAAAAGGAAUGAUAAUGAGGCAAGUCGUGUACCAAAUUUCAUAUUGCUUGUGAUCGAUACAACACGGGUUGACUUCAAUGAGCUAUGCAAAGCAGUUGCUGAAUUCAGAAAAGACUCCAAGAAUGCGUGUUCUAGAAUCGUAUGGUUAGGUUCUAAGUGCAUUCAACUCCAAGGCCUCGACCAGAAGAAGCUUCCCCCGUCUGACAUCAUCAUACCCAUGCCACUCCAUGGCUCACGUCUACACUCGUUGAUACAUCUUCUUCCAGAAUUCGGGGCACCAACACAUGCAAAUCAUCUGCAAAUGACAAAACGGAAUCGCACCCAAGAAGAGGAGGAAAUUGAAAGGUUUUCGAUGAGCAGUAGCAGCCCUUUGAGAGGGAAAAAAGUGUUGGUGGCAGAAGAUGAUUCUCUGCAGCAGAUGAUAGCCAAGAAGAUACUUUUGAAGCUUGGCCUCAGUUUUGAGAUGUGCAGAAACGGGAAAGAAGCUUUCACCACGGUCACCAAAGGGCUAAGUCAUCAAAGAAACCUCGGAGCUUCACAUAUUCUUCCAUAUGAAUAUAUCUUUAUGGAUUGUCAGAUGCCGGAAAUGGAUGGUUGUGAAGCAACAAGACUGAUACGACUGGAGGAGAAAGAUUAUGGUGUGCACAUCCCGAUCAUUGGAUUAACAGCACAUGCAGAGGGGGAAGAACUAAACAAGUUUAUUGAAGCGGGAAUUGACAUCAAUAUAUCCAAACCACUAAACGAGAACAAGAUAUUAAAAGUGAUCCAAGACCUCCACACAAGAUAUUAAUUGUUGGAGUUGGAAUAACCCAACCCAACCCAAAUACAAUCUCAGUUUGGUUUUAACUUUUAACAAAAAAGAAAAAACA